Messenger RNA from Clarias gariepinus (North African catfish), 883 nucleotides. RefSeq names its product histone H2B 3. NCBI's taxonomy places the organism in Eukaryota, Metazoa, Chordata, Actinopteri, Siluriformes, Clariidae. The transcript has a single exon. Bases 68 to 448 code for a protein of 126 amino acids. Gene Ontology annotation, cellular component: nucleosome. Gene Ontology annotation, molecular function: structural constituent of chromatin; protein heterodimerization activity; DNA binding. The record is from RefSeq and is a predicted model, not a curated record.
CGACAGCGCAUAAAAUACACAGAGCUAAACGGAGGAGACUUGACGUUAUUUUUGACGGACCGAAAACAUGCCUGACCCUGCGAAAUCCGCCCCAGCACCUAAAAAAGGCUCAAAGAAGGCCGUGACCAAGACCCAGAAGAAGGGGGAUAAGAAAAGGCGCAAGACCAGGAAAGAAAGCUAUGCCAUUUAUGUGUACAAAGUCCUUAAACAAGUCCAUCCGGACACUGGUAUUUCAUCCAAAGCAAUGGGCAUCAUGAAUUCAUUCGUGAAUGAUAUCUUCGAGCGCAUUGCUGGCGAAGCUUCACGCCUGGCUCAUUACAACAAGCGCUCCACCAUCACAUCACGAGAGAUUCAGACAGCUGUGCGCCUGCUUUUGCCAGGAGAACUGGCCAAACACGCCGUGUCUGAGGGCACCAAGGCUGUGACCAAGUAUACCAGCUCCAAGUGAAGAAGGUAGGAGCAGAAGAUGGACUGAACAGAAGGGGCGCCAGCGGAAGAAGGAAGUGAUCUCUGCUCUUUGAUACCGCAUGUUUAUUCCAGGGUUGUUCGUCCUACGCAUAAAUGACUGCCUCAGAUGUUUUGGAAGGACAUUAUAUUGCUGUCAUUUGUCUUCUCUUUAUUGCUUUUAUUGAAUGUACCUCCUGAAAUGUACUUGUUUGCAUGUGUGAAAGAAGGCACCGCAGGUUUCCUCACGUGUAAUAGUUCUGGUGCUGUUUAGCUCCAGGGUGCAAUUCACAACAUCGCUGUGGUUCCGGCCAGAGAACCUGGGGACAGCUGUGGGGGGGAUUUUAUGUACUGUAUGGAUUUAAAACAGUGUCUUAAUGAAUAUUAGUUCAUAAUGAUUUUUGUCAACUCACAGAAUAAACAUGUUGAUUCAUGUUGA